UUUUUGUCUUCAGAAACUGGACUGAUAAAAGUGAGGUCUUCUCUGUACGGCCGUACAGACCGUGUCACCUGUAGUACUAAUCAUCUCCCUGCACAGCUUGCUAAUACCAACUGUAUCUCGAGGAUUGCCACUAUUGCUGAUAGAUGCAAUGGUCUAAGAGAGUGCGAGUUGAAGACGGAUUUACUUGGCAACUCUGACCCAUGCAUAGGAACCUACAAGUACUACAACACCACGUAUGACUGCAUCGAUGGCCGAGGUGAUUCAAUUCAGAUCAUAAAUGCGAACUACGGGCGAGCUAACUCCAGAACUUGUUCAAAUGGAAUCCCUGAUGCUCAAACCAAGAACACCAACUGUUACGCUCCAAGAACAUUCUCGACUGUGACUGCACAGUGUAAUGGACUGACGAGAUGUACUCCAAGAGCUUCAUACACCAUCUUUACAGAUCCUUGUUUUGGGACUUUUAAAUACCUUACUGUGUCCUAUGUCUGCACUAGCACUGGUUAUUUAAAGAUCAUCAGCGCUAACUACGGUCGAACCGAUCCAUCGACAUGUUCUUCAGGCCGACCCACCAGUCAACUCACUAACACAAAGUGCUACACGUCUAACACACUUAGUAAAGUUGCAGCUAGAUGUGAAGGAAAGAGCAGCUGUCAGGUCCCAGCUACGAAUGAUUUCUUCUUGGACCCCUGCGUUGGCACCUAUAAGUAUCUGACCAUUGUGUAUGGCUGUGUCUGAUUAAUGACUUAAGGGAUUUCAGCAUCCUAUCCUGGCAUCUCUCUUCAGCCUGAAAUUAAUUGAAACCAAAUUUUACAUACACAACCAUCCGGAUGAUGCAGUGCAGGAGUCCUGGUGGUGGUUGCCUUUCAUAUUUGCAUGUUUUAUAAUGAACUGCUCUAAUUACUUUAUUUCUGAACCAUACUUAUUUGCGUUUACAUGUAAUCAGUUCAUUCUAAACUAAUCCACUUUACAAAUGAUUGUACAAUAAAAUAUCCUCUAAAUGCAAGGAUAACAAAGACAG
Messenger RNA from Clarias gariepinus (North African catfish), 1018 nucleotides. RefSeq names its product rhamnose-binding lectin-like. The record is from RefSeq and is a predicted model, not a curated record. Gene Ontology annotation, molecular function: carbohydrate binding. The annotation marks the transcript as partial. The transcript has 7 exons. Lineage: Eukaryota; Metazoa; Chordata; Actinopteri; Siluriformes; Clariidae.